AUGGAGACGUCCAAGCCCAAUGGCGAUAUAGGCCAGCAGCCGAUGCAGAUUGACCCCAAGACAGAGCCCGAACAGCCCAAGAAGGAGGCAGAGACGCCGAAAGAUCAAGACUCGAAGCCCAAGGCCAGGACUCCUGAACAGAUCGCAGCACUCUCCAGUUUGACUAACGCUCAGAUCUACUCGGCCAACAGCAAGCUGAACCUAUCCGUGGAUGUCUAUCAUGUCAAUGUUGAGGGAAAAGGAGAUGCCGCAAUUCAUUUGCUCAUCGUUCAGGAUCGAGCGUUCUUGAAACCAUUUGUCCUCCGGGCAGUCCUCAUUGAUGGUGGUACGGCUUCAGGCGCGGAGAGGAUCAAAGCUGUCCUGAGAGACAAAAUCGGGAAAUUGUACGACUUUGAUAGAACCCAAGGUGGCCGGACUGCCAUUGGACAGCAGCUGGAAUGGCCUCCCUUCGACAGCAUGGUCGUCACGCAUUGGGAUGAUGACCACUAUUCUGGUGUCAUGGAACUCGUGCACGCUGAUCUUUCGAACCAGUAUGCCAGCAUUGCUCGACCGGCACCAAUUCCCAACGAUGCCGCGGCAGAUGUCAAGGCGUCACAUGCUGCAGCAGAAAAGGCGUAUCAAGACAAGAUUGACAACCUCCGAACAUCAUAUCUCUCACCCUUCAUGAAGUACGCACUACCAUCACAGGCUACGAACACAGCAGACCAGGGUUCCAAUACAGGCAACAAAGGGAAUGUUCAAGAUAACAAAGCAACACCGAAUUCGCGGGCGGAGAGAGCAUUGACGAUACUGUACUGCCCAUACUUCGGCAACAACAGAGUCUGGGGAGGCAAAUUCCCCUCGCAAUGGUUCCAGACGUCCAAAGUACAAAAGUCUGGAGGUACGAACCCGGGGCCGGACGAGAACGGAAUUGGUGAUGGCAGCAGCUUUCUCGCCCGGCGCGGCAGAGUAUGGCCCUUCUACGACGAUGGGCAAGGCACGAGGGCGAACGACGGUCCUAACCUUCCCACACGAUUUCUCGACUGGAACAUGAGGCCUGAAGGGGCAGGCAGAGGCGCGAUAGACCCGACCGAAUGGGCCAAGAAGAUCUGCAAAAUCCGUGCGGGAAAUCAAUACAUCCUGGGCACUAAUCUGUUCACCGGCUGGCGCCUGGCCGAGGUCCAAUGCCAUCAAGUCAAGAACCCGAUGCAGCUAGCUCUAGCACACACAUCCGCAGACAGCUUCAAAGAAGGGACCAACAAGGCUGAUCCGAUGCUCAAUACAACCGCUGCCGCCGUUGUCAAUGGUCUACCCAAACAUGAGCCAAACCAAGCUCAACCGGUGCUGCUUAUUGUUGGAGCCAACGGUGACUAUUGCGGCCAAUCUUUGUCUAAUGCAUUAACUGCUGCAAGCGACACAGACAUGAAGGACGAGGAACCAGCAAACGAACAAGAAGAUGGCAUCACUGAUAUGGACAGAUUCUCGAACUGGGCUGCACAAGAACCCAAGGCUGACACAACAGACAACUUGGCGAAAGCGCAAGUCCAAGACCUGCGUGGGCAGCCGAAAGACAAAGGUGCCAACAUGAUGAUCCGUCCGAACGACAAGCCCAUCGAUCCUUUCAAAUUUAGGAUGAAAGUUGUUGAUAAAGCCACCCCGAUGGGUGGAAGCGAGAUCACCAACGCAGCAUCGAUCAUCACCUUGCUAGUGUGGACCGAUGGACAUAUGUCACAUUACUCCGCCGGUGAUGCUCAGUGGGAAAUCGAGAACAAGAUCGUUGCUUGGAUUCAGGCUGGCCAGAAUCCAUUCCAAUGCAUUCGAGCCGUGAAGCUCUCGCAUCAUGGAGCCACCUACUCCACUCCUCUUGACCUGGUACACAAGUUCAGACCAAGAAGCAUCAUUGUCUCGGCCUCAGGCAGAGACUACGGUCAUCCUGUAUACGAGUUGCUUUUUUACUUGAAUCGCUGGUUUAGGACUUCGAACCGUAUCGUCCCGAGCGGAAACGCUCCUGGAAAAUUGUUUCACUCUCUAUCAUAUCCCUACUAUCUUGCAAAGAGGGAAACGCAAAAUGGAGCCGAGGAUACUACCAAGACCAAAUCUGGGGAAGCCGAAGGAGAUGUAACGAACACUGGCGAGUCAUCGCAGACGAAGGGCGCCGAAAAUGGAGACGCAGAGACAACCCAGCAGACCGGAACCAAGAAAGUGGAGACAAUUCGCCAGGCCGUCGCGCCACAAUAUCGAGCCUUCGGGAAGAACAACUUCUUCCAUGAGAUGCUUGCAGAGAAAGUUACGGGCGUCAGGGCAGCUUACAUAAAACGUCUCAGGCUCAUCGAAGACCGACUGCCCCAGCAAAGCCGAUCACUGGAUGGAUUUGCUGCUCUGGAGACAACCAUUAAAGCGAAGGUGGCCGCCAAAGAAUGGUUCCUGGUGGAUGGCGAGAUCAGCAAGCAGAACUUCACACUCAAUACCGUGGAGAGUGGAAUGCCUCUGAUUGCACCAUGGGAGCCCAAGCUUUGCACAACUGUGGCAACGGUUGAUACAGCACUUGGUACCUUACAGAGCGCAAAAGAUGAACUGCAAUACGUCAAAGUCCAUUGUCGUUCGUGGAGUACCGCUCGACGCGCCCAAGAUUUAGAUCAGCGGCUAGAUGGAUAUACCAGUUUUCAAACAUCCGAGGCUCCACUGAUCCUGGCAUCGGACAGCUCAGCGGCAUCACGUCCGGCUGGCAAGAAGAGAAAAGCAAUCGAUAAAAGUGCAACGCAAGAAGAAAGAAAAACGGCCGAAUUCGAGCAGAUGCAAGCUGCUCUGGUCAAGAGAAGGCUAGUCCGUCCUCUCAGAAAGUCUGUGGAGGCAAGCUACAAUGUUCAAAUCAAAGUUGCCGCGCAGGAAAUUGAGGAGAUCAGACACGGGCCAUCCAGGAAACGCAAAGGAGGUCAAGACACGAGUGACGAUAAAAAGCGUCCGAAGCAGAAAGAGGAAGCGGCACUUGAGGAGGAUGGCGAGGCAGGAAGGGACACCGACCUACGUGCAUUUGUGCUCCCCCACGCCACAGCUGCAACUGUACCCGACACCGCACUUUCGGCUACAGGCGACAGUCAUGUACAGGCUUCAGUUGCUAGCGUGACAGUUGCGACAAAUGCCGUGGAAAGCUCUGCAGUGGUUGGCGAACCUCCAAGUGAACCUGCUGCCGACGCAGACGAACCGGAGUCUUGGAACCUUGUCUCUAUCUCCUUGGUCACAGAUACCGACACCUCAUCAUGGAAAAAUUUAGUGCCCAUCUCAGCUGCCACCGGUGGUUACGAAGCUUUACUCGAAUGGAUCGUGGAGCCGGUCUUCACAGUCGACGCUACGGGGAAGGCUGACUCCGCCAGUGGUUUCAGAUCAUCUCUAUUCAGCGCGCUCGAUAUCGAUGACGAAGCUUCGACACUCACAGCUUUGUUCGCCCCCGAUAGCAAGAUACAGGAUGGUCUAUGGACUGGUUUGAGCCUGAAUUGUAAGCAAGCCGGGCAUGAUCUGGAGUUCUCAACGACAUCCGCGAGCUCUUACUUUGGUACAUCGUUCGAAUACUUGCCUGAUUACGAAGUGCCAGCUAGUGGGAUAAUACCACAACAUCAGACACUGAUUUUGGGACUCGCCAACAAUCCGACAGAGAAAUGGAACUUCACAAAUCUGCUGACUUGGCUCGGCAUUUUGAACGAAUCAGGAACUACAGAUGCUAUAUCUGAUCUAGAAACUGCAAUCGGCACUGGCGUAACUUUCGACCUCAAGCGAGGAGCGAUCUGGUUCUGCUCUGCGGAAGAUUUCGGCGUUGUUCAACGGAUGGAGUGGCAAUUGGACGCUCCAGCUAUCAAGAAGUGGUUGGACAAAGGCUUCAUGGAACUAGGAUCAGAAAUCACGCUCGAGGAUCCGUUAAUUACAGGCCGCAAGGUCACUCGAUCUUCAGAGACUUCCUCUGGAACUCUGUUCAUCGAUGCGUACGAGUUCAUGGUUGCACUCAAACUCAAGAGGCCUGUCGGCAAUACUGUUCAAACACUGACCACGAACAUCCAAGUCGAUCUUGGAAAUGGAGGCAUGGCGAUUGCAAUCAGUUUGCUUCCGUCUUCUGGCACCCUCGGCGAUAUGUUGGGCUGGAUUGCUGGUCUGGUCGGAGCAGAUGAUCGUGGCGGUAUAACCGAUAUCGUGAACUCCAUUCCCGGACUGGAUAAGCUACAGAUGAAGAGAGUUACAUUGAGAGCCUCGAAGCGCGGCGUAGAAAGCUUUUCUAUCGACCUGGAAUGGACCCCUGGAUGGAAGACUACAGCUACCGCCACGGAGGAAGCAGUUGAGGUACCAGUUCUGCUCUCGUACAAAUGGACGAAAGCCAUGAAGCCGGACCCGCAUUCGAUCGUGGCCCAAGUCUGGUUCGAGCCUUCAUUCGUACGAGAUCCAGAAAGUGCUCCGACUGAACUUUCGCCUUUCUAUGAGCCUUCGAAGGUUAUACGUCCAACAUUACCGGCACCGUCAAGCGUGAGUCUGCAAUCCCUCAUGCCAGGCGAUUAUGCUCUUCCCAAAGAACUGGAUCUCGAGAUCGUGGAAUUAGUCCUAUCUUUGGAAGGCAAAAAAGUCUCGUUCUCUGGUAUGCUGGUUGCAAGCGAACAAGAGGAUGACGAUGCCGCCGACGAUGGUUUAGGCAUUCGCCUCGAGCAAGUGACCGUCAGAGCGAGCUACGAGCGCGGAGAUUCCCCGCCAGGUCCAUCUACUGGCGCUGCGAAGCCCAAGGGCGAAGCUUCUUACGAGCUAUUCUUGGAAGGUGUCAUCGAUAUCUCGGUGCCUAGCAAUAAUCUCAAGACUGACGAGGAGCCGGACGCGAACCAGACACUGCUUGUUUUGGGUAUCGAUCUUCAGGCAAAGGGGAAGAGUAAGCUCUGCCACCUUCAUGGUUCUGUGGACAAUCUCAAUAUGGGUGCACUCGGACGCUUCUUUCCUGCUGAGGAUGAGGAAAUCAUCACGGACAUACUUGGCAAUAUUACCUUAGAGUCUCUAGACAUCGACUACUUGUAUGGAAGUAAUGGUGCGGCAAGCGAAUUUGACAUUGGGGCGAUACUUCGUAUCGGACCUUGCGAGCUGGAAGUUGACUUCCAUCGCGACACGGAGUCUUGGCGUUUCGAAGCUUUACUGCAAGCAGCGGAAGGAACUGAUGCCACUGUUGGUGCACUAUUGGAGGAUAUCCUUGAUGAUGACACUGCUGCGUUUGACAGCGUGCCAUCCUUCAUCAAGGAUAUGUCGCUUUCUGGAGGAAAUGCGUACGUCUCAUUGAAAUUGGCUUCACUCGAUGCGGCCUCAGUCACACCCGAGACUCCUCCUCCAGGUCCGAACGAGCUGAAGCCUGGAAAGAAGUACCUGGCGAUGUACCUGACCAUGCGGCUCCCAGUUCCUGGUGGAGCAGGCGUAGAGCUGUCCUUCAUUCAACUCACUGAGAAGACAGUGGUGCCUGCAGGCCAACCACGUCCUCUGCCUGCUCCUGGAGCGCUGCGCAACAAGACAAAACGCAUCAUCCGCGUGUCCGUGGUGGAUUUGCCUUGGCAUAAGAUUCCUCAACCACCUGUCGUGGGCAAGAUCGAGCCACUUUUCGAUGGACUGCACUUCCUUUGGGUACAAGAUCCCGUUGAAAACAAAGGUAUCACACGACAGGAGUUGGCAAUACUCGCCGAGGUCAGCGUUAUUCAAUUCAAGGAAACGGCCCGGCAGCCUAAACCAAUCGACAUUGUACUAACUGCAGGAAUGCACUUCUGCAUCGCAGAUGCGUCAAAACUGCUACUUGACUACGGCUUCAACAAGCCCAAAGACGUUACUCAAAGAUCAAGAAAUGUAGUCAGCAAAUCCGACAAAGCUCCACUACCGACUGGUGCUCCAGUGAAUACUGGAAGUGGUGAGGGCACAGCUACUAGCGAUCUGGCGAAGAAAGUUGGCCCAAUCGCUGUUUCAAACGUGGGCAUUCGGUUCGAAGAUAAUGUACUCUUGCUUUUCUUUGACAUUGCUGCUCACCUGGGGCCAGUACAAGUCAUGCUUCUAGGAUUCGGCAUCGGCGUGAACCUCAAAACGCUCAACUUGCAAUCGUUGGCAUCCAUCGAGCCACAAUUUCAGCUCAAGGGGAUGGGAAUAUCGUUCCAACAGCCACCUGUCGGCAUUGCUGGUAUGUUCAAGGAUGCAUCGACUUCCACUCAGCGUCUCUACAUGGGUGGCGUUGCUGUCUCCUUCAAGCCGUAUAGUUUCAUGGCAGUUGGCGAGUAUGGUGAGAUUGCCCGGCCUGGUUCAGUUGGAGUGACAGAUACGUACAAGACGUUGUUCAUUUUCGCCAAACUGGAAGGACCUCUGAUCGAGCUGGAGUUUGUGACCAUCGGUGGCAUCACCUUGGGCUUCGGAUACAACUCGAACCUGCGAUUUCCGACCAUCGCACAGGUACCAUCAUUCCCAUUCAUCGCCAAUACAGUCGGAGGCGAAAAUUCAGAUCCUUUGACUGUCAUGAACCAGCUCGUCGGCCAAGCAGAUUCCUAUGUCAAGCCCCAAGAGGACUCCUUCUGGAUAGCAGCUGGACUACAAGCUAAAGCCUUACAAGUGCUGGACGUAUCAGCUGUGGUCAUCCUCGAAUUCAACCCAUACGUCAACCUCGGAAUCUUCGCAAAAGCCAUUGCCCAAAUGCCACCUGCACCAACACCACGCAUUGCCUGCUUCGUCUACGUCGAACUCGGAAUCAUGUGCACAGUCGAUUUCCACGCAGGAGCUUUCCGUGUUGAAGCACAACUCUCGCCGAACUCGUUCGUCAUACAUCCUAGCUGUCAUCUCACAGGCGGCUUUGCUCUAUGCUAUUGGUUCGGAUCUUCGCCGUACUCUGGAGAUUUCGUUUUCACAGUCGGCGGCUACCAUCCCAUGUACAAACCCCCACCACAUUAUCCCGUGCCACCUCGACUCGGCAUAUCAUGGCAAAUGGGACCAGUUUCGAUUCGCGGUGAAGCAUACUUCGCCAUCACUCCACAGUGCUGCAUGGGCGGCGGCAGACUAGAAGUCGUAUUCAGCGCUGGUCUGCUAUGCGCAUACUUGACAGCUUACGCUGACUUCUUGAUCGUGUACAAUCCAUUCUACUUCAUGGGAGAGAUGGGCGUAUGCGUCGGCGUUCGGUUCACGAUGGAUAUCCUCUUCGUCACCAUCCACAUCUCCGUCGAGCUCAACGCACGGCUGCGCCUCAGAGGACCCGAGUUUGGUGGGUCUGCUUAUGUGGACUUUUGGGUGUUUGGGUUUGAGAUUUCAUUCGGUGCAGAGGCCAAACGACCAGGAAAGAAGACGCUGGAUGAAUUCGUGGAACUUUUGCUCCAAGUCCCGGAUGCCGAUUCUGUUGCUCGUACGGCCAUUGCUGAUGGACGAGCGACUACGGGGCAAAUCGACAAGCUUCAUGUGCUCUCGGUUGAAGAGGGCAGAUAUACUAACAAGGCUAAAGAUGCCACAUCGGAUCCUGGUGCAAUUUGGGAAGUAAAGCGAGCUGGUUUCCAAUUUCGCGUACAGAGUCGGCUUCCAUUGCAAACGAUCACACAGCCAGCCGCCAGCGACACCGAACCAGAUCUUGUGCUACUGGAGGAGAACCCAUUCUACGCCAAACCGAUGCAGCUGACCACACAGCUCGUCUCCACCAUGACAGUCUCAAUUGCAAAAAUCGAAAAGAACGGCAACAAUGAAGUGGCCACUUUCCUCCCUUUGCCAGUCAUAAAGAGCACGCCGAAAGCACUAUGGGAUGAAUAUAAACCCUCCACAGACCCAACAUCCGGCCAAACCAAACCCUCCUCCCUCCUAUCCAACACCGAUCCAGCAACAAUGGACCUCCUCAUGGGUGCAACAUUCUGUGCUCCAUUCCCUUUCCGCUCCUACGACAAGAUCCUCAAAUACAACGUUCUGAGAUCUUCAAGCUUAGACGUUUUCACUCUCGCAGAUGUGGAUGCCGCUGGCAAACCAUUGCGUCCAACACUCCCAUCAACCAAUCAAUUCGUCUCCGAACAAUGGCGAUCUGCGCAGCCAGUAGAAGGUGCGAUGCAGUGGACUUUUGUGCAGAGUAAAUGGAAGCAGGCAGUUGGGCAGAAAGUGGAUGUUGCAGAAGGGGAGAAAUCGGUGGGAGUCGUGGAAAGCGUUAUUAGUACGUGGCAGGAUGCUAUGGGUUGGAACAAUGUCGAAAAUGGUCUGAAGAAUGAUUUGAAGGGUGAUGGAGAUGAUGAUCGGGAUCAGGUGUUGCUGUGGAAGCAGUUUGAUCAUUUGUAUAUGGCUGCGCCGAUGAUUGGGGUUGGAGCAUAG
This is a messenger RNA of Cercospora beticola, 8292 nucleotides long. RefSeq lists its product as uncharacterized. Lineage: Eukaryota; Fungi; Ascomycota; Dothideomycetes; Mycosphaerellales; Mycosphaerellaceae. The record is from RefSeq and is a predicted model, not a curated record.